Messenger RNA from Tribolium madens (black flour beetle), 657 nucleotides. RefSeq names its product neuropeptide CCHamide-2 (gene CCHa2). Lineage: Eukaryota; Metazoa; Arthropoda; Insecta; Coleoptera; Tenebrionidae. Gene Ontology annotation, molecular function: neuropeptide hormone activity. The coding region runs from base 53 to 394 and encodes 113 amino acids. Gene Ontology annotation, biological process: neuropeptide signaling pathway. The transcript is spliced from 3 exons. The record is from RefSeq and is a predicted model, not a curated record.
CACGUCGAAGACAACAAACAGUUUUGUUGCUCCUUCUUUCAUAGCAAUAGAGAUGAAUUGUUGGUCAUCGUUUGUUCUACUUCUUGCUGUGAUGGCUUUCGUCUUCGCCUUCCACACAGCAGAGGCCAAACGUGGUUGUGCCGCUUUCGGCCAUUCCUGCUACGGGGGCACAGGGAAACGCAGUCGCGAAGCCCCGGAAAACAAUGAAGAAAUUCUUCAAGAUGUGCAAAGUGAAGAAAAUCCAGCUUUUGUCUUCACCGGACCCAGAAGUGAGUACCGACCGGAACGACCCCCGAAACUAACUCCAGAGCAAUAUGAUAACAUAUCACGAGUCAUCAGGCAAUGGAUCCAGUCCUACAGGAGAGCUCAGGAAAUGCGCCCCGAUAAUAUUUAAAUCAAUCAGAACUGAGUUUUUGUCGUCUCCUAAGUCAAUGUUUACAAAACUGUAAAGGCUAUCUUCUUGUAGGUUUGUAAAUUGUGUUGUAUUUUCAUUGUAUAUUUAAAGUUUUCAAAAAUAAAGUGUCAUUGGCUGGAACUUUAUGAUUUUGACGCCCGGUUGUUUGUUACGCCACUGGACUUAACAAACUGACAGUUGACACGACAAAUAAGCUACGAAUUGUUAUCACAUCUAAAUAAAUAAAUUAAUAAAGACUAAAC